Molecule: messenger RNA, 1793 nt
Organism: Rhizophagus irregularis DAOM 181602=DAOM 197198
Lineage: Eukaryota; Fungi; Glomeromycota; Glomeromycetes; Glomerales; Glomeraceae
Biological process (GO): calcium ion import across plasma membrane
Cellular component (GO): plasma membrane
Molecular function (GO): monoatomic ion channel activity
Source: RefSeq, a predicted model, not a curated record
CAAGUCGCGUCUUUUUGCAUUUUACGUAAUAAUAUCAUCUUUACUUACCGCGCCACAUUCUUUUUUUUCCAAAUUUAGAUCUUUGGAUCAAAAGAAGCGCCGCAUUUGAGUGAAGCGAGUAUAAUGUCAGAAAUUUCUCUUCCUGGUACAAAGAAUUCUCUACACGUCCUUCACGAUAUUCAAACCAAACUAAACAAAUCUCCAAACACCACUGAUAAUAAACUAUUGGACUUAAAAAAUGCGGCCCCAUGGGUAAUGGCGUGUAUGGUCCCAUUGCCAGAUUUUACCGUACCAAAAGAUGAAAAGGAUGAAACUUCAAAACAAUCAACUUUUAUUCAGAUGGUGAUAUCAUCAUCAAAUGAUAAUAUGGAUUUUAUAUUUGAUAAUCCCGCAAUGGAAGCGAUAGUUGACUUUAAAUGGUGUACAUAUGCUAAAAAAAUUAUUUACUUCCUUCUUGCUCUUUAUGGAUUUUACCAAUUAUGCUUUACGUAUUUAUGUUAUGCUUAUAUUGCACAUUUGUCUUCAAAUGAUUGGAAAUGGGUCUUUUUUUAUCCUUUUGCUUGUUGGAUAUUAUUAUUUGGCAUAUUUUUGUUGAUUUGUGAGGCUAGUCAAGGGAAACUUCUUAAAAAAAAUUAUUUCCGAAUUUAUAAUCUUUUUGAUCUGUUAAGUGGAAUUUUACCAUUACUUUCUACAACACUCUUAUUAGUAUUUUCAUAUUCUCAAUGGAAAUUAAACAAUAAUGGGUUCGAAAAUAUCAAAACUGAUUCAAUAGUACUGAUUUUAUUAUCCAUCACGAUGCUCACUUUAUGGAUUGAGUUGUUAAUGAGAAUGCGCUCCUUACAAAUUAUCGGAGAAUACGUGUUUUUAAUCAUUAAUCUAUCAAAGAGAAUUGCUCCUUUUCUAGGCACUAUGCUUGUUGUAAUCUGUGGGCUAGCCCACUCAAUGUUCAUCUUGUUAAGUCGUCCGAAUGAUAUAAAUCUUAUACCAGAUCAAAAUACUUACACUUUAUUAAAUACUGCAACACAAGAAAGUUAUACGUUAACACAAAACAUUGACGUAAAUAGUGAUAAUGAUAAUUUAUUCCAUAAUUUUUUUACGUCAAUAAAAGCUGUAUAUUUUUGGAUAAAUGGACAAUGGGAUCAAAUAGAUCAAUGGAAUUUUUGGCCUGUUGUUGGUUUAAGCAUAUUCGGUAGUUUAUUUUUGGUUAUUAUUAUGCAAAAUAUUUUAAUUGCUUUAAUGUCGGAUGUUGUCGAUGAAGCAAAAGAAAUUGGUAAAAGAGCAUUUCUUAAGUUACGAGCUGAAUUAAUUGCUGAAGUGGAAGUAUUUUUCUUAACUAAAAGACAAUUACAUGAUAAAGUUUUAUUUCCAAGACAUAUUUACUUUAUAAUUAAUUGUGAUGAAGCCAACCGUUGGUUAGAAAAAUGUAGACGAAGGAACAAUAUUGGCUAUUCAAAUUAUGGUGGAAAAGACAGAAGAGAAUCAAUUCAUUCCAACAACUCAACCAAAAAAGAUUAUGUGAAUAGUGAAAACAAUGAACCAUUUGGAAAUAAAAAUAGAUUAGCCGAGAUUGAGAAAAACAUUAACUUAUUGAUAGAAUUAGCUAAAAAUAAUCCUUAAUUUUAUAUGAUGUAUUUGAUUCAUUUGUAUCAAUUUGUUAUUCAAUUUUGUACAUUUUAUAAAAUGAUGAGAACUGCUAAAUAUCUUAAUUACACAAAUUUCAUAACUUUUAAGAUAUUUUCAAUAGAGCAGAAAGUACCCGAACAAAUCUUACACUCGAAGUUUGCUUAUUUCAG